GCCCUCAGUUACAAUGGCGCUCACUGAUCUUCAGACUCCUCCCCCCAGCUGUGCUGCUCACCGCCCGGUGGGCCUGCAGUGUCCUGGCAGUAUUGUAGGAGUGGAAGCGGCGGUGGCUGGAAGUGUGGCCCCCAGGAUGAGUCUAACCCCGCAGGUGUAUUGGGCACAGCGGCACCAUGAGCUGUAUCUCCGGGUGGAGCUCAGCGAUGUCCAGGUAGCACUCACGGCUAACGUUAGCCACCUCUUUUCUGAAGAUUAGACUUCCUUUAUUUUUUUAGCUGAAACGUUGUCCACUAAACACCGAAUUGUAGAAUGUGCAAAACCGAGGUUACAAUAGCCAAGUUGUGAGGGUGCAGAUAAUGUUUUUUUUUGCAUAAAAUGUGCCAUUCGCAUUGCAGUUCACUACAGUUCGAAGUUUAGUGAAUAAGCCCUCUAGGAAUUCAUUUGGAACGUUUAAUAUAACGAUUUACUGAUAGAAGUUCUUUACUUAUCUGGUAUAAAAUCCAGAGAUUUUUAGGCCUAACUAGGUGAACCCUCUCAUUUAGUUAAUAUUCCAGCAUGGAAAAUACGAAUCUCUUGUUAGGUCUUCAUACACCUUGGUUUUAGUUGGGAAUAAAACUAUAUAUUGUAUCAUUUGCAGUGUUUAAACUUGCAACCUUUCAAGGGACACAUUCAUUUUGGAAUUCGGAUCAAAGGUUUUUCCUUCUUGGAUAUAUUCCCUACAAUGCAAUUGUGUGCAGGAAUGGUGGCCUCCAGUUUCCUGAUUGAUCCCUGGUUCACAUUGCAUUUCUGGCACCUCCCAAAUGUGCUGAUUCAUCCUCCCAUAUACCUGUCACUGAAUGAGCCCUCCAUGGCGAGGCUGUGCAUAGGUGUACUGGUGUGUGAUACACCAAUAUUAUUGCAAUCAAAAUAUCAAAUUCACUAAAAUGGGCAAGAGCAAGGAUACAGCAAUGAAACACUAUGUCACAGGGGAAGAUAAACAAAUUAUAAUAAAACACCGAUCCGCACAAUGCUUCAUAAUGUGCUAUCAGUUUUAUAAACGCUACUGUUGGCAGCUCGAAGAUUUACUACUGUACUUCCAGGGUUAUUCACUAAAAUGAGUAUUUAAAGGCAAUUAUACAUUUAAGGUCAUAGUAGCCAUAAUGGACAGAUAAUCUUACCGUAUAAUAUAGCUAGUUUGGCUUUGAAUUUAAAAUUUACUUUAGUAAAUAACUCUGUACUAACAUACACUAAAAGUUGCAUUUGCCCUCCAAAAUCAGAAAAACAAAUGGUAAAUACGAUAUCUUCAAGCGAAAUGAAAUUCACUUUAUGUGCUAUAUGCUCUCAGCCCAUGUGCAGGGUCUGUGGCUGUUAAUGUGCCAACAAGAACUGAAGGUAGAUGCCUUUUUUGCAUUCUAACCCCAUCUCCACCAUUGUGCGACAGAUUUAGGUGCUGCAUGCACUGUUGCUCCAUCACAAAAUUCUUAAAGGACCACUCUAGGCACCCAGACCACUUCAGCUUAAUGAAGUGGUCUGGGUGCCUGGUCCAGCUAGGGUUAACCCAUUUUUUCAUAAUUAUAGCAGUUUCAGAGAACUGCUAUAAUUAUGAAUGGUUUAAGCUUCCCUAUUCUAGUGGCUCUCAUUGACAGUUACUAGAGGCGCUUGCGCGUUUCUCACUGUAUUUUACAGUGAGAGCAUCUAUGCCCAUAGGAAAGCAUUGUAAAUGCUUUCCUAUGCGACGGGCUGAAUGCAUGCGAAUGCGUUUCCAGAGCCGGGCGGGAGGGGGUCCCUGAGGGUGGGGGCACCCUCAAGGCACUAUAGUGCCAGGAAAACAAGUAUGUUUUCCUGGCACUAUAGUGGUCCUUUAAUUAAAAUUUUUUUAAAUUAAGACCAAUAAGGAAUAAUGAAUAAUUGCAUAGUACAUUUGAAUGUGUUUUUGCUGGUGUUCUAAUAGUCAAGGACUGAACUGGAUCCGUUAAUGCACAGUCCCUUCACUACAGCCAAUCGUGAUGAUCUGAUCUUUCCUCACUCAAGUGUUGCUACUUCCGUGUCUGUCUCCCUCCAAGUCAACGGCGCUACUAUAACCUCUACCUUGAAGGCUUGCUGCUGAGGUGUUCUCUUUGACUCUGACCUCAUGUCCAGUUGAUUGCCAAAUCCUGCCGCUUCCAUCUCAAAAACCUAGCUCACAUCCGCCCCUAUUUAACGCCGGACGAGGCUAAGGUGCUGGUUGUUCUCUCGUCUUGACUACUGCAAUCCCCUUCUCAGUGGUCUUACGUGUUCCCAGAUUGCACCACUGCAAUCUAUAAUGAAUGCAGCGGCGAGGCUCAUUUUCCUGUCUGCCCGCACCUCACUCCCUCUGUCAGUCCCUACAUUGGCUUCCAGUUAGAUAUAGGGCUCAAUUUAAGAUUGUGGUGAUUGCUUACAAGUCCCUACAUAAUGCUGCUCCAACCUCUAACGUUCGCCUCCAAGACUUUUCCAGGGCUGCACCUCUUCUGUGGAACUCCCUUCCCUCCUCCGUAAGAAUUUCACCCAGUCUCCACUCAUUCAAAAAAUCAUUGAAAACACACUUCUUCAAGAAAGCAUAUCAAUUAAGCUGUUAGCAGGUUUUCAUCCCCCAUGACUCCUCUUCUGCAACUGUCAAAAAUAACCAAAGUUCUCAGUGAAUAUUUUUUCUAGCAACUUAUACCCUCUAGCAUGUAAGCUCAUUGAGCAAGGCCCUCAACCCCUCUGUUCCUGUGCGUCCAUUUGUCUGGUUACAGUUACGUGUCUGUUAGUCCACCCAUUGUACAGCGCUGCGGAAUUUGCUGGCGCUAUAUAAAUAAUAAUGCUCUAACCAAACCAGGAAGUAACAGGACCUGUUGCCUGAUUAACAGCCAGGUGGUAUAACAAGGUUAAUUUAGAAAAGUAUCAAUUUCCAUUGAAAUCUGCACUUUUUGUAAAAUAAAGAUACUCUUCACACACAAAGUGCUUCAUUAACUAAAGUGCUUUAAGUGUCUGCAUAGUUCCUUUAAGAAGAAGCUGCACUAGAGGCUCAUUUUUGACAAAAUGUAAACCAUGACAUUUCGCAAAAAAUGGUUUUUCAUUUUCAGACUAAGGGAGCAACAGCUAUACACCAAAAACAACUACAAUUACAAUAUAGAGGUUUUGGUGUUUAAACUGUCCAUGGUUUGUUUUAUUAGUUGAAGCCUAAAAUAUAUAAACAUAUUCCUCUAGUGGUUUAUGAGCUAUAACAUAAACAAGAAAACUAGAUGUUGUAGUGAGACAUUCUCUUAUCUCAUACAAAGUUAAGUCCUGCGCUCAAGCUCCCACUACUCCUAGGCGGCAGCAAUGACCAUAGUAUACAUACAAUAAAGAACCAAAGAAAAGAGUUACUUGUGCACUAUUCCAAAUCCCUAUGCACAUUUAAUUGAUUUGCAAUGAAGUGGUCUGGGUGCCAGGUCCAUCUAGUUAACCCUGCAGCAGCAAACAUAGCAGUUUCUGAGAAACUGCUAUGUUUACAUUAGGGCUAAUCCAGCCUCUAGUGGCUGUCUCAUUGACAGCCGCUAGAGGCGCUUCUGCGCUUCUCACUGUGAAAAUCACAGUGAGAAGACGCUGACGUCCAUAGGAAAGCAUUGAGAAAUGCUUUCCUAUGGACUGUUUGAAUGCGCGCGCGGCUCUUGCCGCGCAUUCGCCGGAAGAGGGAGGAGAUUUCCCCAGUGCCGAGGGAGCCUGGCGCUAGGGAAAGGUAAGUGAUUAACUCCUUCCUCCCCCUUAAGCCCAGCGGGAGUGGGACCCUAAGGGUGGGGAGGGGGAAUAUAAAAACCCUAUAGUGCCAGGAAAACGAGUUAACAUCUCUGAGACAAAGGUGGGUAUUUUCUAAAGCUUAUCACAAGGAGUGGGCAGCAGCAUUGUAACAUUGUUAGGACUCUCCUAAGUGGUUUUGCCUUGACUUUGUAGGUGAGGUUACACUUUAAUGGCCAAUGGAGUGAUCCUAAAGACUAUUCAGUUAUAAUGUGCAUAGUGAUUUGGGUUGGUGUUCAAGUAACGAUUUCUUUGGCUGGUAUUGUCUUAUCUCUGUUUGAAAGGGGAAGUUGCUUUUCAGUAAACAAUUUAGCUGCAUUAAAAAGUCAUUGAAAUGGUGAUCGUGUGGUGUUAGUGGGUGCAGUUUGAAGAGGAACUUUAUUUUCAUUCUGCCACUGAAACCUGAGCAAGGCUUUGUCCAAAACUUUUAACAGAGCAAAUAGAAGUUGCCAUGGAGACCACCUACAGUACCUACUAUCACACUACUCUGCAUAAAUUCUAGUUUAUUCCCAUGGUAACUUCUACUCUGCAUAUAAAGGAAAUCAACACAGUAAAGGAGGAGACUAUAUUUAAAAGAAGAAAAACUACCACAACAAGAGGACAUAGUCUUAAAUUAGAGGGACAAAGGUUUAAAAAUAAUAUCAGGAAGUAUUACUUUACUGAGAGGGUAGUGGAUGCAUGGAAUAGCCUUCCAGCUGAAGUGGUAGAGGUUAACACAGUAAAGGAGUUUAAGCAUGCGUGGGAUAGGCAUAAGGCUAUCCUAACUAUAAGAUAAGGCCAGGGACUAAUGAAAGUAUUUAGAAAAUUGGGCAGACUAGAUGGGCCGAAUGGUUCUUAUCUGCCGUCACAUUCCAUGUUUCUAUAUCACAGGGCUUACACAAAUGAUUGUUUCCUCUUGCAAUAACCAUUGAUACUUGUGGGAAGAGUGUUGAAUGUACCAUCAUGCUAGAAUUAAUGAAACUUUAAUGGAAAUUAAAGCCACAAAAAGUCUUAGAAGCCAUCAUUGCAUGUGCUGCGUGCAGCUGUAUUUUGACAGUGUUAAAAAUAAACAUUCUGAGAUGUCUUAUAACUUAAAUAACUGCUUAUCUUGCAUUUUUAAUGUUUACAUCAGAUAUAUACACACCAUUUAUAAAAUUGUAUUUUAUCUGUACAUUGUGCUAGCAGAAUUCUUAGCAAAUAUAAUUUACUGCAAAUUCUGCAUAACAAAGAUAUGGUGUGUAACUGUAUCCACUGUAGUGGUAAUUGUACCCUGCCCCAUAUGCAAGUAGAAACGUGUUUUAGAAUGGUUUAACUCCUCUGGACGCCCAGUGACUUGGCUCAGGAAAGCUGAGAUAAGAGAUGGAUUCCAAGAAAGAAGUCAAACGGUUUUCAAAUGGGUAGCAAUAAAAAUGAAUUCAAAUUUAAUUCAGCUCUCAAUGAUUACUGUGUAAAUCUGAUGUGAGGUAAGUAUGAUUUUCCACUUUAUCGUAGCGAAUCAAACUGGAAGAACCACUGGCAUCCCACAUAUCAAGGUAAGUAUCAAGUCGUUCCUAAACCGUGUGAUAGUGGUUAUGGUGUCCCUUUUAGCUCUUGCAUAAUGACUGACCAGUAUAAAAUGCAAUUUAGAAAUAGAACAGAUUUGUAUGUUAAUAAAAAUAUUUGAUGGCUAUACAUGCACAGUGACAAUGUUAAUUAUGUUUCCUUGUUAUAGAGUCCUGAAAUCCACAUUUCAGAUAACACCCUGCAUUUCAAAGGUGGGUACAGAGCUGUGUUUGGUAUUGCUAAUAUCAGCAGGAAGUUUAAAAUUCCAUGCAUGUUUGAUAUGAUCAGCUGAUGAAAGAGCACAGUUUAUUUGCGGAUAUCCUCACCAAUAGCAGGUUAUGGCAUUGUACACUGACAAAGGGACAGGAGUACCUAAACGUGUGAUUUGUGCUCUUUAUAAAUGUUCUGGGAUUUUCACAAGUGGCCCCUAUCUGCUAAACUGUUAAUUGCGAUUUUUCUAUGUUUUUAGGUGUUAAAUAGCAGGUUAGAGGAGGCAGCCCCUAAAAAGCUGCUGUGCAUUAUGCAAGAGCUGAAGUCAAAACAAAAUGUGUAAGGGAAUGUGUUUGCUUCUGUGUUUUAGUAACCUCAUGAAGACGUUAGCUUUACAAGUAAACAAUAUUUUGCAAGUAUUUUGAAAUAGAUACACAUUCAAGGGAGUGGAUAGGUUGCAUAGAGUGUACGAAGUAUCAUUGUCCAAGAGAGAGGUCUCUGGGUGUUCGAAAGAGCCCCAUUUUAUGACAAACUGUUCCUAAUAAACAUUGACAUUAAACUUGGAGAUUCUAGAAUAACCAUAGAAGCAGUGAGCUGUAGGUGUUAUGUUGCUUAGUGUGCCCCUUUAAGAUUGAUAAGAAUUCUGACAUUCUUAUUAUGUUCAUCCUGUGAUCUAAUGAUGUAUUUAUCUUCUUCCCAUGUGUCAUUUGUUUAUCUGUAUGCUUCUUUUAUCUCAUGGAUUCUGUCAUGUAUAUCUCUCAUUUUCUACUCUUUCUGUCAUGUCACAUGGGACUGCAUAACUCAUUUUUGUUUUAAUUAAAUCUUAUUAAAGGGGUUUUAUUUAAUUACAGUAUGCUCACUAACUAUUUUUCCACUCAUUGUAAGAAAUCAAAUAAUUUUUUUUUUUUUUUUUUUUUUUUUUUUUUACCAAGCUCUAGGACAUGGUGCUAAAGGAGUUAAUACGUAUGAAUUUUCCUUGGAAUUCCUAGAACCUGUGAAGCCGGAGGUUGGUUUUUCAUUAUUAGGGAACAGAAAUUUUAAAGGAUUGCUAUAUUUUUACUAUAGACUUGUAUUUAUUUUUUUACUUUUUACUAACCGUGUCCAUCCACCUUUUCUUAAUCUUAAAACGUGUUAAAAGAAUAAAAACGUACAUUGAAUACAGCACCAGACCAAGCGAAGCUCUCAAGCAUUUCCACACCUCUUCCCAACCCCAUAUCCGUCUUCAUGAUUCACAGCGCAUGUACAUGUUUCGAGCUAGGGGGUGGACAAAGGAUGUAGGGAAUAAUAAAAAAAAGUAUAAUUUAUAAUUAUCAGAAAAGAAUAUCUGUCAAGGAGGGAAGGGAGUGGACUAACAAGCUUACCCUUGCAGGCAGAUUACUGGCACUGCCUGCAAGGGUUUAAUCUCAUUUAGUUUGUCACCAAUGCGCACCGACAACAGACUUAAUUUAUGCAUAGAGCUCCAGGCUGCCUAAGUCACGUGUGCCAGAGGUGUAACUAGUCUCCAGCACAAAAGUAAGCCUAAACUCUUCACAUACAGAUUCCUUCCUCCAUAACCACUUCUAAAAGCAGAAGUGGUCAUGGAUGUUGGAGUAACCCUUUAAGUUCAUUAUUGGCUUGAAAUGGUUAAUAACACACCGGAGAACAUUUUCACUCCUCUUUUCAGGUUCAGCAACGGUCCACACAGCGCCAAGUCGGUAUCACUGUGAAGAAAUGCGAGAGCAAUUGGUGGCUGCGCCUGACCAAGCAGGAGCGCAAGCCAUUGUUCUUAUCCCCAGAUUUUGAUCGCUGGCUCGAUGAAUCCGAUGCCGAGAAGGAGCUGCAUGACAAGGUGUGUCUAAUAGAUCGUGUGGAAUAAAUAGUUUGCUUGUUUUUUGUUCUCCAAUUCUUAUUUGAACCAAAAGAUCUUCAUCAUGCUUUGUCUUGUACUUGAAUGUUAAACAUUUCCACAAUCAUAGUCUUAAAAUAAAUGCUUUUUAUUCUUCGUUUCAAGGCAUUCUGACAAGACCAUGUCAUAUAGUUGAUUGUGAAGUUCUGUUUUCUAUAUAUAGUAGUUUUUUUUUUUUUUACUUUUAGUUUGACCUAUUUAUUAAAAAUGCUUUACUCUGUCUGUCUUCUAGGAACAAAGAAUAACAAAGAUCAGGACAGAAUCCAGAACACGUGAAGAUCGUAAGAUUUGGGUGAAGGGAUCUAAAUAAAAUCAGUGGAGGAAGUUUUAUAUAUGUUUUUCAUUCUAAAAAGUGAUAUGAAGUACUAAAAGUGGGGCAGUCACCAUACAAACUAAUAGAACCAGCAGGCACAUUCCAUUGGUGACAUCUGCCUUUUUUAAUUGUAAUUUAGCACAGAACACUUUUGAUAAAUCUCCCUCUAUCUUUCAAAGACACUUAUCCUUGUAGGUACCGUUUUCAAGCAGUUUGAUAAGCACAAAUAUUUUUCUUCACCUAAGGCUUCUUCUGUUUGAGGUGUGAUCAUAAGGACAAUUAGCGUUGAAAACUUCCUGUGUUGUCAAAUCCGAGUAAGAGUCAGUGUCGGUUUAGUGGUGCCAAAAGAGUAAAUGGUGAUUCAAGGUUGCUGUAUCCUGCUUACCCCAUACUGAUAUAUUGGAUGGACAGAGAGGAGAUUAAACCUUCCUUAAUACUAUAACAACAUCAAUAAACUAGAUUGGUUAUGGUGAAUACUCCCUUUAAAUGCUAUCUCCCCCACAUUGAGAUCACAUCCUGAAUUCUUUACUAAUCAAAAAUUCAUAUAUAGAUAAGACAAGAAAAAAAAUAAUGGACAAAAACCCUCUUAAUUCCAGCUUUUGUUACAAAUUUCCAGGAUUUGAAGACAAACCAGGUAGUGGCUUUUACCAAUUCUAAUGCUUUCAUAGCUUUCUAUGGACAGUGUUGGGCAAUUCCUAUUGACUGUGGAGCAAGGUGUGUUCUGAGAGCUGUAGCUAAGCUCUCUGUUCCCUUCUGUAGAAGACUUAUAGCUGUACUACAACUUCACGAAAAGUCUACUCUGCAUCGUCCUAAUUUCUAUCUAUUGGCAAAGAGUUCAUGUGCAGUUUUGUUAUUGGAGCAAAAAAGGAGAAUCUGGGGAUUGAGAGAAUAACAAGAAGAAGGGACUAACAAACCUAGAUAAUUUCUUUUUUUCUUAUUUCUCUUUUCAUUUUGUGCCAGUAUUAUGGCUGUAAAAGCAUUAUAGGAGAUGUAAUCCAAAAUACCUACAUUGCUGCAGGCUGCCUGUGCUUUUGUGUUUGGUUUGGUUUUUGUAGUAGUAAUCAAUGCAAUGUUUUAUCUGUUCUACCAGCCUUCCUGUAUGUGAAGCGUGGUUACUUGUUUAUGUAUAACCUGGUACAGUUCUUGGGUUUCUCGUGGAUCUUUGUCAAUAUGACUGUCCGACUCUUCAUACUGGGAAAAGGUGAGCAAGAGCUUUUUGUUACUGUCUAAAUUAAAAUAUCGUUCUUUCUCAUGUGACCAAACCCUUCAUGUUGGAUUCCUAAUUUCCGUUUGUUUGCUAUUGGUGUUUUUGAAAUUCUGUUAGUAAUUCACUGCUUUUUAGCUUGUUAGCCACGUAUGUAGUUGUGGUCCAAUGUAUGUAACAGUUUGUUCUUGUUUCUGCCUUUUUAUAGACUCUUUCUAUGAUACCUUCCACACCAUGGCUGACAUGAUGUACUUUUGCCAGACACUGGCUGUCUUGGAGAUUAUAAAUCCCUUAAUAGGAUUGGUGAAAACUGGAGUCUUCCCGUCAGUGAUCCAGGUAUUAUGAGACAGACUGUGCACUGGUUUGAACUCACAAAUGGGGAACUAGAAUGCCGGGAAAACAACUUUUGUUUUCUUACACUAUUGUGUCCUUUUAAUAGCUGUUCAUCAGCUGCAACAGCUUUAUCAGCUAAUGUGCUUCUUCACAUUUUACGAAAAUCAGCAUCAAUCAAAACCCAAUAUGAAAGCAUUGAUCAAUAAUUUCAUAUAGGAUUUUGCUUGACACUGGACAUCCUCUAAAAAUGCUAGUCUUAAACUGCGUUGUUUACAUUGCAGUGCUAUCUAGAGCUGACCGGCUAAAGUGACACUGCACCUUGACCCCUUCAAUGAGAUGAAGUGGUCUGGGUGCCUGUAGUGUCCCUUAUGAAGAGUGAACUCUACAUAUGGUUCGGCCAUAGGUUUAUUCACGUGCUUCAUUGUUUGACCUAAGUACUUAUACACUGUUACAGAUUAAAGAACUGUACAACCAUCAGAUCAUCACACUUUCUGUCUUGUGAUUUCCUUCAGGUCGUGGGAAGAAAUGUCAUCCUAUUUAUUGUUCUUGGCCAACUUGAAGAGAUGCAGAAUAAGGGGGUGGUGUUUUUCGUGUUUUAUUUGUGGAGCACCAUUGAAAUCAUCAGGUGAGAAAUUCAUGAUCUGUUUAUAAAUCCUGUUGAGUUGUUGGUUAGUCGUGUCUUAUUAAUAUGCUUACGAAGGAGAUAUUUCAAAUAUUAUGAUACUGAUCUGUCGGAAAUGGCACUCCUCUUGCAAGCUUUUCAUUUAAAUAGCUGUAUGUCCAGAUAUUGCGUUACAGUACUAUAGUAUAUUACUGGGAUGCAUUAAAUGGGAUCUUGUAAGGAAACUCCAUGCAGAAACCGUUACAAAUGCUGAGUGAUGAGGAAUGGAUUUUUGCGACUGUGUCAAAUUUAAAGGCAAGUGUCUCCUCCUUUCAAGAGUUCGGUUCACUUUUUAGGACCCCUGCUACAAGUUAGUCAAAUGAACAUGCUUUCAAAAUUAUUUUACCAACCCUUUUGCAUUUGGUUUGGUGACCCCUUACGCUCCCAGCACAGUGAAACAGGCAAAUUGCUUCUGCUCAUUAUAUUAGCCUAUCGCUGAACCAAAGAACAGACCUCUUAUUGGGGUGAGGGGGAAAGCAUACCAAGAGUUGUGGCAUGCUACUGCACUUAAAUGUUCCCUGGUUCUGCAAGAUGGUGUUUUGCUUGUUGUCUAUGGUAAGUAAGAUAUGAUUUUGCACCCUCCAGGUACCCAUUCUACAUGCUUGCCUGCAUAGAUGUGGAAUGGAAACUGCUCACGUGGAUCAGAUACACCAUAUGGAUUCCACUCUAUCCACUGGGAGGCCUGGCAGAAGGUACAACUGAUAUAUACAGGAUAUGUAUUCCUACUUGCAGGGAAUUAUGCAUUGCAUUUAUUCACAGGGAGAGCAAAAAACUGGAUGCAGGUUUAAAGGGUAAUCCAGACAUGGACCCAUUGCUGACGGUGCCUAGAGAGGUAUCGCCUAUAUCUCACCAACGAGGCCUAACAAGGUCAAAACAAUCAUCUGGGGUUGCUGUAUCUCUUGUGCUGUAGAGACGGCCUGCAUUUCAGAUCUGGACUCUCCUUUUAGGUGGGGUCAGUCUGAUAUGCAAAUAGUCUAGGUUCUCUUGUAAUGGCACACAAUGAGCUAAAACCAGCUUGAGAUCUGAGUGGGAACCCACCAAAGUUUAAGCUACUUAAGCUGUGAUCCAUUCUCUGUAUUCUCUUGUACUUUGUAUUUUGUUUUCUAAUGUAUAUAUUAUACAGAAAAUUAUGGUAAAUUGAAAACUAAAUGGCUAAGUUCAGUCUAAGUAGCAGAGAUGUGUCUAUUCUGCCUAAAUUUUGCAUUUAGUUUUUAGUUCACUACAAUUUUGUCUUUACCGAAUAAACAUACAUUGGCUUGGAAACCAGUUAUUUAUUUCCAUCACAUUGUGAAACCUGAAAUCUUGUGUGCUGUUUGGCCUUCUUUCAUAUUCAUUUAUUUAUUUUCUGGUUUAAUAUGGAUUAAAACUGUUACUUUUACUUUCCAGCUGCUUCCAUUGUUCAAGCGAUCCCUGUCUUCAAUGAGACAGAAAAAUUCAGCCUCCAGGUGCCACUUCUGAAUGUUGCCAUCAGUUUUUCCAUUUUCUUGAUUAUCUACCUGGUUUUCCUGGGAGCAGGUGAGUCCAUCUGCUUUUUUGGUUUAUAGACCUGUACAUAUACGGAUGAGAAGUUUUUGAAUUUUUAAAUCAUGCAUUAUAUAUUCAAGGGCCUCUCCCCACACCAAAGACCAAGAGCAGUUUAAGAACCAUCUGAAUUACGAGGGAAUAACGCAGCAGUCCGCACAUGUGGGUAAUCCCAAACAAUCCACAAAGGGAAAAAAUAAUUAUGAAAAAGUAGAUUUAUUAGAAAAAACAUAAAUAAGUACACACUGAGAGCACCAGAUGUUGUGCGAAACGCGUCUAGGGCUUACCAUUUUCUGGGUCGUCUUUUUGGGUGGUCUUUCCCCUUUACAGUAUUGUGGGUGGCUCAGUUACUUUAUAAUUAUGAAUUUUUCUUGAUUUUCCUUUUUUUAUUUAUUUAUUUUUUUUGAUACAAUUGUUCAGAUAUCAUACUGGAACUAACUUAGCAUAUGAGGACUGCUGUCACAGUGUGAUGCCAGGUGUAAUUAUUUGUUUUCUAAUAAAUGUGCUACUUUUUCAUCAUUUGUUUGGUAUUACCCAUGUAUGCAGAAGACUGUUAUUUUCUUACAUAAUUUUUGACAAUUGGGAAGAGUCCAGCACCGUGAAGUUAAUCCUGUGAUUGAAUUUGAAAUUAUUUUUUUUUUUAAUAUUUUCUGUAAUGUGGAAAGAAAAGUUCUGAUUAGCCUCUUAGUCAAAUUGGAUAUUUUUGGAGAUGCGGUUAGUUCUUUGGAGGGAGGUAAUGUACCUCACUCAUCAUGUAUGCUUUAGAAGGGACUUUAGCCCACACUUCAGCCACAAAACGUGACUCUUGUUUAGUUUCAGUAACUGAAUUUCUUGUUUUCUAAUAGGGUUGGUUAUCAAUUGCCGUCACAUGAACAAACAAAGACGCAGGCGCUUGGGCAGACGGAAGAGGAAAAUGCACUGAAAGCAGUUUUUAUUUUAUUUUUUUUAAAACACAUCUGUCCUGAAAAAAACUAUUUUUACUUUUUGAAAGUAUUUUAAUUCUGAGCCUGGGUGAUACAAUUUGACGGUUAUGGGGACCAUAAUUUAGUUUAGUUUUGGACAAUUCUGUGAUGUUUAUUUAUCAAUUACCUUUUUAAAAGCGCACACUGAGUCUUGCAUGGACACAUCACCUCUGUCUGUUUCAUACAGUUUUGGGACUAGCUGUUUAACAGUUAAUCUGUUCUAGUCGGGGUUAGACUACUUGGCAAGUCACAAACAAGGCUUUAACGGGGCACUGUCACUUUCCCAAAAGAUCACAGGGAGAGCCAUCUUGGUAAAAAAAUGUUUUUAUAAUUUUUCCACUAAAUUAAAGUGACGCUCUGGGCACUGUAAUAAUUUAAUCUCAUUGAAUUGUGCCUGGAGUCCUAUGGCACUGUCCUUCCACUUAGUGUAGCCACUCAUUAGCCGAGCAGCACAGUGGGACAGGCUGCUUGGGACCUGUAUUGGCAUUAAGCCAUUAAAAUGAUUUAAAACUGAAUAGAAGGACUGCACCAGUGGACUCCUGAAAGCAUAACCACUUCCCUUUACUAUUCUUGCCCUCUUUUGUGAAAGCAGCUAUGUCCUGGCAUCUUCAGAAUAAAUAAGGGGUAGUGGCUGAGUAUAGGACAGCUGGUAUACACAUUAUGAUUUGUGAGCUGUACAAGUUUAUGCAAAGGUAGAAUAGUCCCUUCCUUAUAACUUCUCCAAAACAAAUGACACUAUCCAAGAGUAGAAAAAAAAGGGAGGGUUGCACUCAGUCACAAGUUUUAACACUGAGCAUGGGUCCGCAAACCCCAAACAAUCUGUAUAAAUGAAAGAAAUCUCAGGCACUCACUGUGAUUACUUCCAGGCAGUUUAUUGCAACGUUUCGACCUGCAACCAGGAGUAGAACAAAACAUUUGGAUUUAUUUAUGAACGUAAAUGAGGAAAGUUUAAAAGGUGACAGAUCUUCUUUAAAGACCUUUAACCACAUGUUUUAAUAUUUUUUUUUUUUUUUUUUUGGGGGGGGGGGAGGAGGGGUGUUAAUAACCAUUCACUGGAAUUGUUGACUUUUUAGUCAAGUAGAACUCUUCAGCCUGGUCCACAAUAUGCUGUAUCUGUAGAAAUUACAAAGUUACAUUUUUAAUCCUGACGCAUCAGCAGGUUCUGAUAUAAUGCAUUGUUAAAAAAAAUAUAUAUAAAAAAUGUAAACCCUUCUCUGUUUCUGUUAUUGUGUUGUGAUGUUUAGUCUCCAAAGGAUAGAAGUUACUUUAAUAGAUUUUGGGCAAGGAAGAAGAUUGAAGCAUUUAAGUAAAACUUUAAUUGAAAAAUAUUCAGGGUCAAGUAGCUAGGUGGUGACUGUAGCGAGUGAUAAAGUUUUCUAAGUUUAGAUGUUUAAGCCUUUGAAAUUAGAUUAUUUCACUAAUAUGCACUGUAGUGGACAAACUCUGUGGCGCUUUUGAAAUUGCCUAGAUCAUUAAAAACACAAAAUAAAUAAAAAUCACUGUU
Messenger RNA from Pelobates cultripes (western spadefoot toad), 13873 nucleotides. The record is from the annotation of a GenBank genome assembly. Lineage: Eukaryota; Metazoa; Chordata; Amphibia; Anura; Pelobatidae.